Messenger RNA from Pelobates cultripes (western spadefoot toad), 18760 nucleotides. The record is from the annotation of a GenBank genome assembly. NCBI's taxonomy places the organism in Eukaryota, Metazoa, Chordata, Amphibia, Anura, Pelobatidae.
AUAGUAAUGUAUUGUUGAUGCUUUAUUAUUUAUUUUUUGUUUUAUUAUAGGAAACUACACCCGAUGAGCUCCUUUCCACUGUAAUGACAGCCGUUUUACAGGACUUAAACCUGAGUCCAGAUAAAAUUGGAGAUAUUUGUGUUGGUGAGAGGAUGGUGUUAGUUCUAAUUGCCAGGUCUUGUAAACAGAGGUUAGAUGUAUCUGUGGCCAGUACUCGUUAUCUGUAAGUGCAAGGUACUAAUAACAUUUAGGGUGAGCUCCAGCCCUCAAGUCAUGUGCCAGGUACAGCCAUCCAAAAUCUAUCAGGAUUCUGCCCUCAAUGACCGAUACCUCUUACUGAAAGGAACCUGUAGGAAACUAUCCAUUCAAAUUUAGAUCUACUCACACCUGUAGCUCUCUCUACCCAUUAUCAAUAUUUCAUGUUUUUAUAUCCUCAAUAUAGUAAUGUUCUUAGGCUACACACCACUGUAUUGGUGUAGAUCCCCAGAUGAUACAAAACUCCAGCUUCCAUGGUGCUCUCUCAUUUUAAAGGCAUGCAAAGAAUCAUGGGAGUUGUAGUCCUACAACAUCUGGGGAUCUACCUUUUGGGCACCACUGGUGUAGCCCUUUCUCCUUCUACAUUACCAGUAGUAGACUGUCUUUCAGGGCUGCUUCUGGUUGGCUUGGAUUGUUUGGAGUUGUUGCCCUGUAUGUGCAUUAUAUAUUUAAACAAAUUGCAUAUGUGUAUUGGUUGUCAUUUGAUGCUGCUAUCACUUGGUUGGUUUGGAUCUGACGCUGAUGCAGGAGAAUGUUUAUGAAACUGGAUCAAAGUUCAGAUAUUUCAUAAAGUCAAACUUUGAACAGAUUAGAAGCAGCACAUAACCUUUCACCUGAUUAACUCCUUCAUAUUUGGUUCUAGCCUGACAUACAUGGCAUGUUAUUGUUACUUACCCUUUGGUAAUGCAGUCUUUUGCUAAAACAAAUGUAAGACUUUGUGUCUCGAUCUACCCAGUCACUCUGAUUAAAUCUACAGGUUCAGUGCUUCUGUCUACAGGUUUCUGCAGAAAGUGUAUCAUCACACGUUAGUGUGUUUUGAAACAUUAGCACGUUCUACCUUCAGUGUAAAAGGCAGAAUAGCAUUCAUAGUGCUGAAAUGACAAGCUGGCAAUCUCAAAAGAGCUUACAAUCUAACACAGGUGACUGCACAGCUACACAUGUUAUUCAGUGGGAUGUGAUAGUGUCAGGUGCAAAAUUAGCAUCGUUUGCUGUACAUGCUGCAAAUAUUCAAACAAUUCAGGUUUUCACAGGAUUCUAAACAGAGUUCUAGGGGUUCUUGUUUUAGGGAGUUUAUAGAGGGAUUGACAGAGUGCUAAAGAAGUGUAAUACAGAUACUUCUUCUAUCUCUUCAUUUAAAUUUAGUUUAAUUGUAGGAACUAGAAUAGCUUGUCCAUUUAAACCAUUGUCAAUUCACACAUUCUGUACAGUAUUCAUCAUGUUCUGCUGGGACAUGCAGAAUAAGUGUCAUUUAAGAGCCUUUGCAAAUUUGCAGUUUAUCCAAUGACGUACUCACAAGGUAAAAUGUAAUUGAAACAGUGGAUGAUUACCAGUAUAAGUUACAGAAUUAUUUAGUGUGUUAUCGGGCAAAUCUGAUGAUGUGGGGGAGAUUUAUAGAGUAAAUUUACAUAUCUUUCUUUCCCCACUCAGGAAACGUUUUACAGCCUGGGGCAGGAGCCUUGGUUGCAAGAGUCGCACAGUUUCUAAGGUAUUUGACUUAUUCUUAAAAACGAUUAAAAUGCAGUGUUUUAUCUGUACUAAUCCAUAGGUACUUGCAUGAAAAAUAUAAAAAAUUUUGGUCCAUCUAUAAGAGAAAUCUGUCAGAUCCCACAUCACGACAUCAUCCAGGAUGCAAAGUGUUUAGGAUAUUGUUCAUGUCAUGCGCGCGCGCGCACACACACACACACACACGCUAGUUAAGAUCUUGUACAGAUUAUUCCACUGACAUAUUUUAUCUAUGUCAUAAAAAAUGAAUGUUAACCUCUUGUUUUAGUGAAUGUUAACUUUAAUGAAUAUAAUGCAAUUGUCUGUAAUUUGCAGGUAAGCAUACUGAUUUCUGUUGAAAAUCAGUGAGCAAAGUUUAAGGAAAGCUACAUAUUUCUGUAAUUUUCAAUAAAACCCUGUACAGAGGCCAGUUAUCCCUUUCUGUUUAACACCGGAGUAUUGCAGCAUGAGAUGGAGUAAGUGCUUAGUAAAGAUGGAUAACUUACACUAAGCAGUGCGUUUAAGGUGUGAUGUAAAUUUGCGAAUUUGCUAUUUAGUCACUUUAUUUCUUUUUCUGCCUUAACCAAUCAGUCUUACCAGGAUCUCAACUAAAUUCCUGCCAACCUAUCCCCAGCUCCCCCACGUAAUUCAGGAAACAUUCCAAUCGCAGGACUCCGAGAUCCUGAGAGAAGGUUCCUAGCUAUGACCGAAUUUCCUGUUACCCAAAUAGUUACACUCCUUGUGCCUUCACUGAGUGCUCUGAAGUAGGCUGCUGUGUUCCCUGCUGAGUCCUGAAACAUUUUUCUGUUUUUCAGUGGAAUUCCAGAGACUGUUCCAAACCAUACUAUUAACAGGCAAUGCUCCUCAGGGCUGCAGGCAAUCAUUGACAUAGCAGGUACAUGGUGUCUUCAGUCACUUAAUUCUGUUAUUUUCAAAUCAAACCUCUAAAAUUGUAAUUGUAGGUCUUUGCUGUGAAAUGUCAAUUUAUUCUUUUCUUUAAUUUGUUGGAGAACAGCAUAAUGGUUGCUCUUACGUGGACUGUCUUUUACCUACUACGGUUUUUUUUUUUUUUUUUAUUGCUUUCUACGAACUAAUCCAACACGGAUAGUUUAAACUUGGAAUGAGAAACUCAAAAAUCUGGAAUCUUUGCAAACAGUUUUAUCAACUGACCUUUGCUCUAAUGAGCUUACAAUAUUUAUAGAUACAGGCAGCUAUGGUGCAAAUACAUGGAAAAACAUUCUUUAUUUUGAUCAUAUAUUUUCAUCAAUGAUUGCAAUUCGUGGCCUGCAUGUGCUUGUGUUCAUUUAAAAUUCAUUGGGGUCCAUGUAGAAUCCCACUAGGCGCAUGCGUCGUUGAUGGGGAACCCUUCAGGGCUUUUGCUGCAAUGUGGAAGUCUACCCCCCAGAGGCUCGCGACAUAGGUGUGUGGGUGCAGGGAUUUGUCUUAAAUGCCAGUGCGGAGGAGCCCUCUGUGUUCCAUUUAAGAAACGUGGUUGCGGCAGCAGUGCAUCCCAAAACUGAGAGGAGAGAAUAUCAAGAGCUUUCUAGUGUGAGAACUUAUGCAGAAUUUAUGGUGUUGGCGGUCACUAGAAAUACUCUGCUUACCCUCAACUGGUAAACUCCCACAGCCAUUUUGAGCAAAGGGUAAGCGGAGUAUCUUUAGUCGAAUAACAUCCAACUCCUCCAGUGAGGACCAGGAUAACCCCUGCCAGUCCAAAAGGGGGGGAAAGGGCCAUCAAUAUGUCACCACAAGGGCACUCCAGCCUCUCCUGCACACUGUGCACACUGUUUAAAGUAAAGGAGUUUGUGUGUAUCAGCUGUAUGGUCGGCAACUGCUCCAUGGUGUACCAGCCCGGUUAAAGGUUAGGUAAGUCCCUACCAAUCUCUUGAAGAGUACCAAACAAAGACGAGAAACCUGAAAUAUUAAGAGACUAGUGAGGAGCUCACUCACCUAACGCCUGCUCAGCUUGACUGUCAGGCCCUGUCCCCAAUUUUUAAUACAUUUUAUCAAAUACAUUUUUUAAAUGUAUUUAGCAGCUCAGUUUUUCUCAGUGUGCUAAUACAGUAAAGGACCAUGGACAUGAGUGGGAAAUGUUUUACAGUUGUCAAAAUGUUUUUUAACUUGUAUAUCAGGGCAUCACAUUCACUGUUAAAGGAAUAAUUAGCAAAUGGUUUUUCAGACACCCAGUGGGCAAAGGAGGCCACUGGAGCCACUUGGAUGGAUUGGGUUAUAUACGGCUCCCUAUCUGCCCUGGGUGAAACACCAUUGGUCUCCACACACAGCAUGUAUACAGACAUGGUUCUUCUUCCUACAAACCCGUUUUUGUUUUUAAAAACCUUUCAUUAACAUUUAUUUGAAAAAUGUAUAAAUGUGUGUUUGUUUUCCAGGUGGCAUCAGGAAUGGGUCCUUUGACAUUGGUUUGGCAUGUGGGUAAGAUACCAGAGUGAAUUUGCUCUAAUGCACUUUCUUUCUUCAACACAUGGAGAUUUGAAUUUGUUUAUUCUCAUGGUCUAAGCCCUUUGCCAUCCUGGGAUAAUUCCUUUUUAGAGACCUGGUUAAAAUACACAUUGUUCUCAGACUGCCGCCCAAGACAGACCAUAUCAUUGGCACUCAAUACAUUGGGCAUAGGCGUGCGCAGCCUAUUGUACAAGGGUGUGCACCCUAAAGCAGAAACACACACACAGCGUGUGUGUGUGUGUGUGUGUGUGUAUAUAUAUAUAUAUAUAUAUAUAUAUAUAUAUAUAUAUAUACAUACACACUGCAGUGUGUGUGUAUGGGUGCUGUUAGUGUGGGUGAGGGUGCUGUGUGUGUAAGGGUGCUCUUAGUGUGGGUGAGGGUGCUGUGUGUGUAAGGGUGCUGUUAGUGUGUGUAUGUGUGAGGGUGCUGUGUGUGUAAGGGUGUUGUGUUGUUAGUGUAUGCUGUGUGUAAGGGUGUUGUUAGUGUGUGUGUGUGCGCUGUAUGUUUUUGUGUAAUGUGUGGGGGCCGUUUAGUUAAUAUCCUCCCUCCCUUCUUACCUUAUGUAGGGAGGGGGGACCGUGCUCCUGCCUUCCCUGGUGGUGCAACGCUAAGACCACGCGAGAGGAACCCGGCGGAGCUGCUGACAAGCUCCCCGGGUCCUCUCCUGCCUCCCUCCCUGCCUGUGGGUUGGUGAGGGAGAUCUUUGGUCUCCCUCACCGGCCCAUGGAGGGAGGCACAUAGCGCAUGCCGCGGGGAUUAGGGUGUGCCCAGGCACACCCGGCACACCUAUGAUAUUGGGGGAACAUCCCAGAUAAUGUCAUUGACAGACUUUCCAUAUUCAGCACCACUUCCUGGCAGCAAGGUGGCACUGCACUUUGCUAAAAUCUUGGCAUGUUAAUGGUUUACACCAGUGGUAGUCAACCUUUUUCUACCAACCGCCCACUAAUGCAUCUUUUUGGUUGAGAAAAUUUCCUUACUGCCCACCAGUUUUCGCGCAAGUGCAGAAUAUUUUUUAGAAAGGAGGGUGUUUUUAAAAAAAAAAAUAAACGUACAUUUAUCUUUUUAUUUCUACUUAAUGCAUGUUUAUAAUGUUUUUAACUUUAUAAAGUUUAAUGAGAAAACAAUAAAGUAAAUAGAAAUUACAUUUACUAGUGAUUAAUGAGAUCCUUGAGGUUGAUGCUGCAAGACUAAAUAUUUGAUAUCUGGUUCGAUUUUCGUAAGGAACAAACGAAGGUCUCCUCUUUCGGUGAUAUUCAGACGACUUCUCUGUUUGCGCAUAAUAUGAUUUCUCAUCUGUGCGUCAGCUCCCCUCCCCACCUUUUUUUUCCCCCUUUUUAAAUUUUUUUAACCUUCCCUAUAGCAAUGCCCAGUAGGAAGGCUGAGCUAGGUAUCCCACUUACUAUUACUUACUAUAGCCCACUAUAACAGACAGGCACACAUACAUACAGACACACACACAAGACACACACACAAGACACAUUCAUACAAACAGACAGGCAUACAUACCUACAGACACACACAUAAGACAUACAUACAAAGACACAUACACACAGACAGACACAAGACACACAUACAUAUAAAGACACACACACACAACACAUAAAUACAAAGAUAAGACACACAUACAUACACACAUAUAUAGACACACACAUAUAUACAGACACACACACACACACACAAGAUAUACAUACAAAGAUACAUACACACACACACACACACACAAAAUACUGACUUUCCCUGGGGUCCAGGUGGAUGGGAGUCAGAGUUCCCACUCUGACUCCUUCCUCCCGCGCGGUCUGUGUGUUAGCUAGGAGGAGUGACGUCCAGUCACUUCCUCCCAGCUUUGUGAUGUAAUCACAGGGGGCCCGGUCACGCUGUUAAAGCGUCCAGCGCUGACCGGCCCCCUCACAACCCACAUCCAUCGGGUGGCCCUGACAGCAUGGGCCACCCGUUGGACCCCUCCAUAUGCGGCCCUGGCAGUUUGCCGCACGGGCCGGGGCCGCAAGUGGUACCCGGUCGCAGGGGUACCGCCGGCUCGCACCCGCCCGCCCACCCAAUCUCUCCAAAUGAGGAAAUCCCUAACGCCCACCUGGAAUCCUGAAACGCCCACUAGUGGGUUUGCAUUGCACAGGCCUUUUGCCAUUCUAAGGGUUAAUAUCCAGAGAACACAGCCGGGUAUUAAGAGCUGUCCUUUUCUGCAGAUGAUCAUACUGAGCAAAAGACUGAUGGUUUCUCAUUGACUCUAUCUGGGGCCUUAUUGUACAAUUACAUCUGCAAUAAGUUUAGCUGGAAGUUAGGUUGAAAAUCUAAACUGUUUCUAACCUGUAAACAUGACCAUUGGACUUUCAUAAUGUACUCUGUUGUGGAGGGGGGGGGGGGUUUACUCCCUGCUAGUUUGGCGUAAACAUUGGUGCAGUUAUUGAGGGGUAAAGGUUAGUCUGACUAUGGGUUAAGAAUGUGUCUGAGCUCACAGCAUUGCAAGGAUCUGCGCUGUAGCUAUAGCUCUGCUUCUUCUAAUUUAUAAACUAUACCUUAACUCAUUGUUACAGAGUUCCUGCUACUUAUAAUAUGGACAGUCUUUGUUUCUUGGCUGAGAUUGUGAAAUAUCUGUAAACAUUAUGUACAUAAUAUCUAACCAUCUAUUAUAUGCACCUAACCCACCUUUCCCUCUUUUUGCUAUGAUUGUUUCUGCGCGCAGCACUGUCUCCCUAGUGUAAUCUGCGCGCAGCCCUGUCUCCCUAGUGUAAUCUGCGCGCAGCCCUGUCUCCCUAGUGUAAUCUGCGCACAGCCCUGUCUCCCUAGUGUAAUCUGCGCGCAGCCCUGUCUCCCUAGUGUUAAUCUGCAUUGUUUUGUUUUGUUUUUUCUUUAGGGUGGAAUCCAUGAGCCUCAGAAGUGUUGGGGAUCCUGGAGAUCUCAGUCCUCGUACUAUGGAUGUACAGAAAGCCAGCGAUUGUACCAUCCCCAUGGGGUGAGAACCUUCAGAGUUCUGAUCUUACGUGGAAACUCUCCAUGCCUGCCUUCCUGCUUUGACAACUCUGUCUGCCCACCUAUUCUGGUAUCAUGCUGCCUUUAAAUCCCAAUCACAUUUUCAUACAGUGGUUUCCCAACCACUGAUCAUUUUCUCCACCGCUUGCCCAUUUUCCUCCUCUUUUAUUGAAUUCUGUUUACUAGAAUGCUUUGUAUAGAAUGCUUGUCUGUUGUAUUGUACAUGAAAUAUAGAGAUUAGAAUCCCCUCCAGCAAUAUUGUCUGACACAGAGAAGUUAGAAUGGCCAGCAAUGGAUUAUUUCCUUAAAGAGACACUCUGGACCCCUUAAGCACUUUAGCUUGCCAAAAUAUAUAUAUAUAUUUAUUUAUUUAUAUACAUAUAUUUUUUUUUAUUUUUUUUUUUUUGAAGAGUGACACUUUUAUAAAUGAACCUUGUUACAUCCAACUAGCUGUUAAUCAGACAACUGGUCCUGUUACUUCCUGGUUUGGUUAGUCCAGUGGUACUAAACUCAAGAGGCAGCAUUUGCUCAGAGCACCUGCCUUGCAAAGACUUCUCAUUGAGCUUUAUUGGGAAGUCUGUGACAGCCACAGAAAGUUUGGCGGAGUUAGAAAGGGAGGGCUUGCAAAGGCUGCAGGCAAGAGACCUGAAGGUUUUACAAGCUCUUUUUAGAUAUACCUCUAAUGGAAAAAAGACUACAUAAAUGCAUAUAUGUUUUUAUUUGGGGUAUAGUAAACAAUUUGGGGUUUUGUAUGUGUCUCUUUAAUAUAGAGAAUAUUGAUUCUGUGAAUUCUUAUCUCGAACGCCUAGCUCAAGCAUGUCAAAUUCAAAGUCUAGCACGGGCCAAAUAAACAAGGUUUAAGUUAAAAUUUAGGUUUACAUUUUUAUAGAAACAUAAGUUUAUUUUAAAAAGUACUGUAUAAAAAAAAAAAUGCACCCCCUCUCCUAAACUCCAGUCCCCGCCCCCUCUCCUAAAUUCCAGUCCCCGCCCCUUCUCCCAAAUUCCAGUCCCCCCCUCUCCCAAAUCAGAGUCCCUCCCCCUCUCCCAAAUCAGAGUCCCUCCCCCUCUCCCAAAUCAGAGUCCCUCCCCCUCUCCCUCUAGCCAACAAGCAGACUCCACUUACAUUGCCGCUGCCAGUAUGUGACUCCGGAGUCCGGCCUUUGGUAUACCCCAAAUUGCGCUGUCCGCACCCUGUGCCAAAUCUGAUUCUCCCGCUACUUCUUGAAACCCUGUGAAGGUGGAGCACGUCGACGUCAUGUCAGAAUGUGACGUGGUGGUGCAUACUCCACUGUCCAGCUGCGACCAUCGCAACACAGACCGACACACACUCACUGACAGACUCACUCACGCAGUAGACAUUGCUUACCUUGAUUUCAGUAAGGCUUUUGACACUGUUGCACAUAGAAGGCUCAUCAGUAGACUUCGAUCUUUAAGUUUGGAUUCCAAUAUUGUUGAAUGGGUAAGGCAGUGGCUGAGUGACAGGCAACAGAGGGUUGUAGUCAAUGGAGUAUAUUCGAAGCAUGGGCUUGACACCAGUGGGGUACCUCAGGGAUCUGUACUUGGACCCAUUCUCUUCAAUAUUUUUAUUAGUGAUAUUGCAGAAGGCCUUGAUGGUAAGGUAUGUAUUUUUGCUGAUGAUACUAAGAUAUGAAACAGGGUUGAUGUUCCAGGAGGGAUAAGCCAAAUGGCAGAUGAUUUAGGUAAACUAGAAAAAUGGUCAGAGUUGUGGCAACUGACAUUUAAUGUGGAUAAGUAUAAGAUAAUGCAUCUUGGACGUAAAAACCCAAGGGCAGAGUACAGAAUAUGUGAUAGAGUCCUAACCUCAACAUCUGGUAUAUGACAUGUAUAUUAAUGUGUGUAUUAGUAUGUGUAUAUAUAUAUAUAUAUAUAUAUAUAUAUAUAUAUAUAUAUAUAUUAAUGUAUUUAUAUAUGCAUAAUACACAGAGAAAUGUCAUUAAUAUGUACCAUAUGUAAUGAGCAGAUAUUGGCCCAGUCUUGUUGCUAGGUGCAUACUCCAUCACAAUAACAUUUAAAGUGAAGAGUGCACCCACAGGACUUCAAAAUAAACAUUUUUUUACAGUUGUGCCCUACAUACAUUCACCAUUUCAGUCCCAUUACCAAGCUUUCCUUAAUAUGUCAAGGUAGUUGGACUGAAACAUUGAUUACAUGCAAAGGCACGUCUGCUUAAAAUAAAUCUGCACUUUUAUUUAUUUUGAAGCCUAUGAGUGCGCUUUUUUUUACGUUGAAGUACUUUUUAAUUUUAAGUUAUCUGUUCUAACUCUGUACCUGCACACUAUGCUGGCGCGACACAUUAUGGGGCUGGUAAAUAUUUUUUUUCCAGGGCUGCUUUUAAUUCCCAGUCCGGCCCUGCUUAAAGGUAGGCAGACAAUGUAAUACAGAAGUGCAUAAAUAGUUAGGUGAGAGCACACAAAAAUAUGUAAAAUAACACACAUGCAGGUUACCAUAUGUCAGGGUACAACCUAAAAGAACAAAAAACAACAGAUCAUAGUAUAAGCUGUGGGAAUAAUUCAAACAAAUAAAAAGACCCAAAUGGUCGCACUCACGUGGUACUGAGCCGUUUGAAGUAGGCUCAGACUAUAAGCGCCUUGGGAUAUACACACAUGGCUGCUGGAAUCAAAUGUUGGAAAUUAUUAAUAAAGUGCUCCACUGGAUACUGCAAUUCUCCCUCCGGUUUUUCAAUAAACACCAGUCUUUGAAGGAUAUUAGUAAAGGUAGCCAGGGCAAACUUUAAUUAAAUUCAUAUAAAUAUAAAAACAUAAAAUAACAAACUGCACAACCGCACUAACGCAUUUCGACAAUAGUCAUUAUCAAAGUGCUUGCUAAUUACUUUGACUCACAGUUCUUGUUUAUAUAUCCCAAAAAAUGCGCGUUUCUUUCUUGACUCGUGUUCCUCAUUGUAUCCGGGUGCGUCAUUUCCAUGUAUGUCGUUUCCGGGUCAGCGGAUGGUACAUGUCUCUGUUUCAUGACGUCUUUCCAGCAUUCUCCGAUCACCUGAUCGGGUUCAGUCUAAUGACAUUCAUUUUCCUGGAUUUCUAAUUUCCCCUCCCCCUUUUUUAUUUUUAUAUUUUUUAUCUUGUUCAUUCAAUUUAGCAAUUUUAACUUCUUUUAUGGAUUGUUGAUUAUGCGUAUGAAAUAUAUUUUUACUGCAUAGAAUGUCGAUUUAUUUUUUUUUCAAAUUUUAUAUCAAUUUUUUUCUUUUUUUCAUAUCCAUUUCAUAUUGAUUUUAUGUGUAUAAAGUUAACUGUGUUUUUGUUUUUUUUUUGUAAUACUUUAUUUUCAAAUGACAAAAAUUACGGGCACAUAAAUGUUGUGUAGGAGUAGCGCAUGGGCUUAUGCAAAAGCCAAAGUUCUAACAUUCCAGCAGUACAUACUUAUACAGAAGGAUAUAGAGAAAGGAUUAUUUGGUAACCACAGGUUUAUUUUGUGCGAGCCCUCAGGGUCCCCCUCCCGCCGGGCUCUGGAAAGGGGAAAGGUUAAAAUCUUACCUUUCUCCAGCACCGUGCGGGGAGCUCUCCUCCUCCAUAGCGACAUCAUCGGCUGAAUGCGCAUGCGCGGCAGGAGCCGCACGCGCAUUCAGCCAGUUUAUAGGAAAGCAUUUACAAUGCUUUCCUAUGGAUGCUGGCGUCUUCUCACUGUGAUUUUUCACAGUGAGAAGCAAGCAAGGGCCUCUAGCGGCUGUCAAGAGACAGCCACUAGAGGCUGGAUUAACCAUAUUAUAAACAUAGCAGUUUCUCUGAAACUGCUGUGUUUAUAAAAAAAGGGGUUAAACCUAGCUGGACCUGGCACCUAGACCACUUCAUUAAGCUGAAGUGGUCUGUGUGCCUAAAGUGGUCCUUUAAAUAAGUCUUAUAAAUGCGCGUGUCCGCUAAAUAGUGAACACAGUCCCAUAUAACUUAAUUCUAUACAUUUAAUUAAACUAUUUGCCCGUUGAAGCUGAACCCGAUCAGAUGAUCCGAUAAUGCCGGAAAGACGUCCUUAAACAGAGACACGAAUCAUUAGACUGAACCCGAUCAGGUGAUCGGAGAAUGCUGGAAAGACGUCAUGAAACAGAGACAUGUACGCACCCGGAUAAAACGAGUCAAGAAAGAAACGCACAUUUUUGGGGAUAUAUAAACAAGAACUGUGAGUCAAAGUAAUUAGCAAGCACUUUGAUAAUGACUAUUGUCGAAAUGCGUUAGUGCGGUUGUGCAGUAGAGAGCAUUUGUUAUUUUAUGUAUUUUAUAUUUAUAUGAAUUUAAUUAAAGUUUGCCCUGGCUACCUUUACUAAUAUCCUUCAAAGACUGGUGUUUAUUGAAAAACCGGAGGGAGAAUUGCAGUAUCCAGUGGAGCACUUUAUUAAUAAUUUCCAACAUUUGAUUCCAGCAGCCAUGUGUGUAUAUCCCAAGGCGCUUAUAGUCUGAGCCUACUUCAAACGGCUCAGUACCACGUGAGUGCGACCAUUUGGGUCUUUUUAUUUGUUUGAAUUAUUCCCACAGCUUAUACUAUGAUCUGUUGUUUUUUGUUCUUUUAGGUUGUACCCUGACAUAUGGUAACCUGCAUGUGUGUUAUUUUACAUAUUUGUGUGUGCUCUCACCUAACUAUUUAUGCACUUCUAUGAUUGUAUUUUAUGUGGUUUGAGUGACACACACAAGAUGAUUGGAGCACCUUUCUUCAUUUUUAUCCUUUUAUUCUAUUGCUUAUAGACAAUGUAUUAGAGCAGCAGGAAAUGCUAGCAGAAUGCUUGGUUGUAUAGGGAGAGGUAUUAGCAGUAGAAAGAGGGAAGUGCUCAUGCCAUUGUACAGAACACUGGUGAGACCUCACUUGGAGUAUUGUACGCAGUACUGGAGACCGUAUCUUAGGAAGGAUAUUGAUACCUUAGAGAGGGUUCAGAGAAGGGCUACUAAACUGGUUCAUGGAUUGCGGGAUAAAACUUACCAGGAAAGGUUAAAGGAUCUUAACAUGUAUAGCUUGGAGGAAAGACGAGACAGGGGGGAUAUGAUAGAAACAUUUAAAUAUAUAAAGGGAAUCAACACAGUAAAGGAGGAGACUAUAUUUAAAAGAAGAAAAACUACCACAACAAGAGGACAUAGUCUUAAAUUAGAGGGACAAAGGUUUAAAAAUAAUAUCAGGAAGUAUUACUUUACUGAGAGGGUAGUGGAUGCAUGGAAUAGGCUUCCAGCUGAAGUGGUAGAGGUUACCACAGUAAAGGAGUUUAAGCAUGCGUGGGAUAGGCAUAAGGCUAUCCUAACUAUAAGAUAAGGCCUGGGACUAAUGAAAGUAUUUAGAAAAUUGGGCAGACUAGAUGGGCCGAAUGGUUCUUAUCUGCCGUCACAUUCUAUGUUUGCUAAUGAAUAUUCAUUUUAUGCCAAGCCCUUGCGCUAUUUAUUUUUGCAUUUUCGAGAUUUAACUAGUAAGAUCAGAGGAUUUAGUAGAAUUAAUGCAGUAGCAGACAAGUUGGACACACAGGAACAGAGGGUUUGAGGGCCCUGCUUAUAAUGUGCUCUGCUAAAUCCUCAUAGAAUGAUGGGAUUGGUCAAGGUAUAUUUGCAAUAUAGCCAAUAACCUCCUCUCUGUUCUAGGAUUACUUCAGAGAAUGUGGCUGAAAGAUUUGGUGUUACCCGACAGAAACAAGACACGUUUUCCCUGAGAUCACAACAAAAGUAAAGAAACCAUAUUUUAAAUAAAAGCAUUUAAUCAGAGGACAAAACUACAUGUUCGUUUUUCUAACGGCAAUGGUGAAUAUUGUACCCACAGAGCUGCGGCCGCCCAGCAAGCUGGUCGCUUUAGAAAUGAAAUUGUUCCUGUAAACACCAAGUUUACGGAUGACCAGGGAAACACAAAAACUAUAACUGUGUCCAAUGACGAAGGCAUCAGGGCAAAUACCACCCUGGAGGGUCUCAACAAGCUGCGGCCGGCUUUCAAGGAGAAUGGCAGUACCACAGCUGGUGGGUUUGUUGCCUUAUUAAAUAUAUUUCUACUUGUGAAACAAUAGCUUGCUCAGAUUGCCGCUAUUUCUGCAGAAUGGUUUAUUUUAAACUCUUCUCUAUGCUGCAACAGGCCACUAAAGUCAGGCAACUAUUAAUUGGAUAGCUUUUUAUUGUGCACUUAAAAUCUCUUAGAGCAGAACUGUCAUUUUAGAAGAACUGUGUUAUUCUGUAGAGCAUUAUGUUAUUCUAAUGUGUUUAAACCAAUAAAUAUGUUCCUGCAAGUUUUGCCAGUAUGCAAUAUAAUAAGAGAGCACCAAUCAGUGCAGGGGGUGCAUAUUCCAAUCAAUAAGGAGACACAUGAGUAGAUGUCCAGUGCAGUGGUAUUCACAUGGGCCACCUGCAACAAUAUUUAACUGCAGCUGCUGCGCUCAAAACCUGAUUUUGUGUUAAUUUAUUCAGCCAUCAUACAAACCUUGACAAAGAUUCCACAAAGAGUCGAAAUGUUGCUGAAUAAAGUCAGAUUGUAGAUGGUUGAAACCUGCAGUAACAGCAGUAUUGAAAAAAUACCCCUCCAAAAAAAGCACUUUUUACCCGUAUUUCGCAAUUAUGUUUUUAGUUGUGAUUGGACAGCGUGUAUAAUAAUUUUAAUAGACUAUUUCGUCACCAGGCAAUUCCAGUCAAGUCAGUGAUGGAGCCGCAGCUGUUCUCCUGGCUAAACGAUCCACGGCUGUGCAGCUAGGUCUUCCCAUCAUGGGUGUGUUAAGAUCAUAUGCUGUUGUUGGUGUCCCUCCUGAUGUUAUGGGUAUCGGACCUGCAUAUGCCAUACCUGUGGCUUUGGAGAAAGCAGGUAAGGUUUCAUUCUCUGUAAUCAGAUCUGUCCAAAAGCUCCCCUCUAUAUCUGGUGUGAGAAGCUCACAAGGAUACUUAAAUCUAUAAACCUGUCUGCAUUGUAACGUAUGUAGAACAAUGUGUCCUUCCAUUGCAGGUCUUACCAUACACGAUAUCGAUGUAUACGAAAUUAAUGAAGCAUUUGCCAGUCAGGUAAGCUUCUGUGUAAUAUUCCUUUUUUGGCUUACUCCAUUUCCUAACCGCUUGUGUAACCCUGCUGCUUAAUCCUAACCCCAGGUAUAAUGCAAUGUCACCGCACUGUACUGGACAGCAAAAUAGGCACCAUAACCACACCGUGUAAUCAAGAACAUUUCACUAUCCCGAACAGUAACCUCCUCUAUGGAGGAGUUAUGGAAUGAGAAAAGAAUAAAAGCACUCACAAACCGAGCUGAUACUGUGUGUGACAGGCUUUCUAGUGCAGUACUGCUGACGGGAUUUAUCAGACAAACUAAGGUGCAGAUUUAGUAUUCAAUUUGUGUGAAUUUAUAGAUCUAUUUAUUUUCAUUGCUAUAAAUACUGUGACUUUUGAAAGUUAUGCUUGUGUACAAAUCAUAUAUUUUAGAAUGUUUCCAAGAAAGAUACAGAGUAAUAAUUUAUAACCCAGAAAAUAUCCGAUUAAUAAAUACAAAAAUACUUUUUUUUUUUUUUAUUAAUCGAAGUCAAAAAGUGUAUAAGUAAAAAUAGGAUUAUGAUAGUAAUGAUUAUACUUUACAUGUUAUGGAUUCUGCUACAACAAUGGUCUCCUAUAAUAUUCCAUAGGCUCAUAGCAUCACACAACAGUGGCUCAUUUAUAUAAAGAAAUAGUGUAUAUACAGGGAGUGCAGAAUUAUUAGGCAAAUUAGUAUUUUGACCACAUCAUCCUCUUUAUGCAUGUUGUCUUACUCCAAGCUGUAUAGGCUCGAAAGCCUACUACCAAUUAAGCAUAUUAGGUGAUGUGCAUCUCUGUAAUGAGAAGGGGUGUGGUCUAAUGACAUCAACACCCUAUAUCAGGUGUGCAUAAUUAUUAGGCAACUUCCUUUCCUUUGGCAAAAUGGGUCAAAAGAAGGACUUGACAGGCUCAGAAAAGUCAAAAAUAGUGAGAUAUCUUGCAGAGGGAUGCAGCACUCUUAAAAUUGCAAAGCUUCUGAAGCGUGAUCAUCGAACAAUCAAGCGUUUCAUUCAAAAUAGUCAACAGGGUCGCAAGAAGCGUGUGGAAAAACCAAGGCGCAAAAUAACUGCCCAUGAACUGAGAAAAGUCAAGCGUGCAGCUGCCACGAUGCCACUUGCCACCAGUUUGGCCAUAUUUCAGAGCUGCAACAUCACUGGAGUGCCCAAAAGCACAAGGUGUGCAAUACUCAGAGACAUGGCCAAGGUAAGAAAGGCUGAAAGACGACCACCACUGAACAAGACACACAAGCUGAAACGUCAAGACUGGGCCAAGAAAUAUCUCAAGACUGAUUUUUCUAAGGUUUUAUGGACUGAUGAAAUGAGAGUGAGUCUUGAUGGGCCAGAUGGAUGGGCCCGUGGCUGGAUUGGUAAAGGGCAGAGAGCUCCAGUCCGACUCAGACGCCAGCAAGGUGGAGGUGGAGUACUGGUUUGGGCUGGUAUCAUCAAAGAUGAGCUUGUGGGGCCUUUUCGGGUUGAGGAUGGAGUCAAGCUCAACUCCCAGUCCUACUGCCAGUUCCUGGAAGACACCUUCUUCAAGCAGUGGUACAGGAAGAAGUCUGCAUCCUUCAAGAAAAACAUGAUUUUCAUGCAGGACAAUGCUCCAUCACACGCGUCCAAGUACUCCACAGCGUGGCUGGCAAGAAAGGGUAUAAAAGAAGAAAAUCUAAUGACAUGGCCUCCUUGUUCACCUGAUCUGAACCCCAUUGAGAACCUGUGGUCCAUCAUCAAAUGUAAGAUUUACAAGGAGGGAAAACAGUACACCUCUCUGAACAGUGUCUGGGAGGCUGUGGUUGCUGCUGCACGCAAUGUUGAUGGUGAACAGAUCAAAACACUGACAGAAUCCAUGGAUGGCAGGCUUUUGAGUGUCCUUGCAAAGAAAGGUGGCUAUAUUGGUCACUGAUUUGUUUUUGUUUUGUUUUUGAAUGUCAGAAAUGUAUAUUUGUGAAUGUUGAGAUGUUAUAUUGGUUUCACUGGUAAUAAUAAAUAAUUGAAAUGGGUAUAUAUUUGUUUUUUGUUAAGUUGCCUAAUAAUUAUGCACAGUAAUAGUCACCUGCACACACAGAUAUCCCCUAACAUAGCUAUAACUAAAAACAAACUAAAAACUACUUCCAAAAAUAUUCAGCUUUGAUAUUAAUGAGUUUUUUGGGUUCAUUGAGAACAUGGUUGUUGUUCAAUAAUAAAAUUAAUCCUCAAAAAUACAACUUGCCUAAUAAUUCUGCACUCCCUGUAGGGAAGUUGUAGACACAGCUAACAAUCAGGCACACUGGUAGUUACUGAGUCACAGGAGAUAUAGUUUGAUUGAUAUCAAAGAAAAUGAAAUUUGAAUCUACAAUAAUAAGUAGGAACACACAAACUGGAUAAAAUAACUGCAGUCUUGGAAUCCUCCAAUGUCGUUCUCCACACCUCCAGGACAGCAAAACAGAGGAACUGGCACCAAAACCACUGUUUGUGCUGCACAGCUGAUCCUGUUUUUUGCUAUUAAGCAGCACUUAGCAUAAGCAUUUGGUUUGCACGAAUGCACAUUUUAAAGCUUCAUCCUACUAGUGAGAAACUGCAAAUAUGGCCCUCCAGGAUGGACACACAUACAGCCACCCACAUUUUGGAGAAGUUAAGUAAUCUUGUAAUUUAUACACUUGCCGGUGAGUUUGCCAGCUUAAUGUAUAUAUUCCGUGUGUACCUUCAAAAAUUGGCAAUGAUAUCCACAUUUCCAUAAUCCCUGCCCUGCGUCCAUUAUACUGAGAUAUAUGGAUGGCAUACUGAAAUUGAGAAUCCGUAUUGCUUCCCUCACUUGCAUCUUCGUGUCUGUAGUUUCUGCCUUCUCCUAACGUGUGUUGUCUCAUUCAGGCUGUUUAUUGUGUGGAGAAGUUGGGAAUCCCCGUGGAGAAGGUGAAUCCUAACGGUGGGGCCAUCGCACUUGGACAUCCUCUUGGUUGUACUGGAGCUCGCCAAACAAUAACUCUGCUAAAUGAGCUUAAACGCAGGGGGAAAAGGUGAGCGCAAUAAUAAAGAUCUGUAAUAACAGGCUUGUUUACCAAGGGGAAAAAGCAAUCCAGGUUUAAUGAGGACCCCUCUGUGCAUAUACACUUAAAGGGUUAUUCACGAACGUGAGAAUUCAAAGUGAAUUUCACAUUUAAGGUAAAACGAACCAAAUGCAUAACUGACUUUUUCUAUUUCCAGUUCAGCUUUUUCGAUUUUGAAUUCUCAAGUUUGUGAAUAACCCUGUAAGUGUAUGUACAGUGAAGACCUCAGUAAAUCAGGAGUGCUUUUUCACCUAUUGCUAUGUGCUGGCCAUUUUUUGUUUUUGGAUUCUAUAUGUAGUGAAUAGUAAGACAACCAAACGUAAUGCUGAGCAAGCUCUUAAGUUGGCAAUGCAUUAUGGGAAAUCUAUUCCACAGCAGGUCUAUAGACUGGCUGCCUGUUUGUGGUGUAAAUCAUUGUCUCUCCACAGCAUCUUGCCAUUCCAAAUUAUGUAUCUAUUACUGCACCAAUGCAUUCCGCACUACAGCAGGCAUUGACAUAAAAGGGAUUAAACACUAUAGAGGCCAAGUGGUAGUAUAUUUAUUGAAGGCCGUAGCCAAGUAUCUACAAGCAGAUUAUUAAGUUCCUAAGAGACCCAAAAUGAGCACUGACCUUUGUUUUGCACCCUCAGGUUUAUCUCUUUUUGCAAACGUGUUCUAUUUCCUUUACUGAUCUGUAGAGAUAUUCUAUACACCUGUAUGUAAACAUUUUAUUAUGCCUGACUUACUUCUGAACUCAUAAGGUUCAGUAAUUUGAUUUUGAAGUUCCUUUAAGGAGAGAUUAACCAUGUUAUGUAUAUAACAAGCUGCGCGAUAAAGGGGUUUAAUUACGGUUUUUCUAUCUCUGAACCUUUUCCAAUGUGUAAAUCUUUACAUAUUUUGUUUCAGAGCAUUUGGCGUUGUAUCAAUGUGUAUUGGAACAGGAAUGGGAGCCGCUGCUGUGUUUGAAUACCCAGGAAAUUAAACCCCAAAACUAAUCUAGAAAUCAGUGGACCGAAAGAAGAUUGGAGCACCUACCAGACUAUGAAAAUAGAAUGAGGAAAUUGUCUGUCUUACCGAACGAGUCAAGGUUAACAAAUUUCAUUAGAAACGAGGAGCCAGGGCCAAACAUAACAAGUCAUAACUUCACACACCUACUUAGCCGCUCAUAUACGCACAUAACUAGCCACACAUUCACACCUAAUUAGCUACUCAUACACAUGCAUACACUGACACAGCUGAUUUACCUUAUCUCCUCCAAACUGCGAGCAGCCAGGGAAAGAGAAUAGAGACUAACACACUGCCCCUAGUGUCCGGCACUUAGAAAGAUACUGGGAGCUGUUAAAGUGUCCAUUGGGUUCUAAAUCCUGAUUUGAUUAUAGUAAGUUAAUAUUAAUUUACCAUUAGAACGGUUUAACAUUUGCUAAUCAUGGACUCUUACAGUGUAAAGUUUAAUGAAAAUGAACAGGCUUCCUAGGCUUUAAAUGUUUUAUAUGCAUCCGUCCAGGGUGGUCUUUGGAGUGCCUUUCAUAAUAAACAUAAUUUAAUAGAUGGCUGGAGUCUUUUUUUUCUUUUCUUCAAUUCUCCCUUAUCCCCCUGCUUACAAUUUGCUACCAAACAAUA